Messenger RNA from Lolium rigidum, 1776 nucleotides. RefSeq lists its product as uncharacterized. The transcript has 14 exons. The record is from RefSeq and is a predicted model, not a curated record. Lineage: Eukaryota; Viridiplantae; Streptophyta; Magnoliopsida; Poales; Poaceae. The coding region runs from base 1 to 1776 and encodes 591 amino acids.
AUGGCAGGCGAGUAUGCUGGGGAAGCUGGAAGAAGUUUCGGCGAUGAUUUGUCUGGGAAUUUAAAUCGCACUGGUUCAUGUGAUUACGAUGCUGAUUUUGGGUUGUCACAUAUGGAUAGCUUUUCAUCUAGUGAUAAAGAAAAUGCAAAGCCAGGGAGGAAAAGUGUUUUGGAUGAUGCAUUGUUUCAGUUUUUUCGCAAAGAGGCUAUCAAAUCUCUCAAGAGGGACUUUUCCAAGUUCUGCGAAGAGUCUGUCUUAUUCUCUAAGAACAAACGGUUGAAAGAGCAUUCUAUUGGCAGAGAAUCAUUUACUUCAUAUUCCAUUAAGUACUUCUGUGACAUUUCGAAAUCAUUGACUUUUCGUCGUAAGGAGGUCAUAAGGAAUUUUGGUUUUGGUCAUCUUUUGUUGCUUGAGAAAUGUGAGAUUCCUUCUCCGUUUGUUCGUUGGAUCUGUUCUCGUGUUGACCAUGUCUCCCAUCAGAUAAUUGUAAAUGAUUCCAAGAUUAUCUCAAUCUCCAAGGAUUCAGUUCAUUUUGUUACUGGUUUGCCAAACUCUGGGUCUGUCCCUAUGCCUGAUAGUGAUGGUGGUGCCAAGUUCAUUUUGAAAUUAUUUGGACUGUCGGAGAUGCCUCACAUCACUUUCUUUGGCAACAAGCUAAAGUCUCAAGAUGUUUUGACUGACACUGAAGUUUUUGUUUCUUUUGAUGUGUGUGCCCUUGUUUUUGAACAUCUUAUCUCUGGAGUAUAUAAAUACAACAAGUCUUGUAAAUUGAAAGGAAGGAAGCCAAAGGUUUUUGAGUUCUGCUACUAUAUUCUUGCUGUGUAUUAUCUUGAUUCUUUGGAUUUUGGGGCUAGAAUUAUUGAUCAAAGUGUUCCGAGGAUUUCUGUCUGGAAUGGUAAUCUGGUAAAAUUCUUCUCUGAUUUAGACCGUACAAAGAAUAAUAUAUUUGGGAAGAGACAUCUGAGGAAAAACCUAUCGUCUUGCUAUACUGAGGGUGAGGUGCAAGAUGUUUCGAAAUGUGUUAAGGAUGCUCCCCACAUGUGUUCCGAAAUAUCUUGUUUUUCUUUGGCUUUCAAGAACAGCUUGCACUUGAGAUUUGGUAGUACACUUGAGGGCAAGAUUAUAGAUGGCAUAAUCGAUUCAUUUCAAUCUGCAAUUACUUCGAAACAUCCUCCCGUAUGCAAAUCUGAGGGCGCUGCAUCUCUAGACAGCAACAAGCAAAUCAAAAGUCCAGAAGUUGUGAUGACUAAGACAGCUGAGGCUUCCACUGUCAGUACAGCUCCUACAAUGCUUCCUCCGAAAAAGGUUAUGUCAAGGUUCCCGCAUUUAGUGCACAAUGAUCAGUUUUUGCUAUCGUCGAAAAACUAUCCCACUGGAGUGAAAGAUUCUUCAGCAUUUGUUAUUCAUGGUAGCAAUAAUGACAACAGCAAUGUCCAGCAAUCUAUAUCUUUUGGAGGUUUUGUGGUCGACAACAAUAUCACAUCUCCUAUUUCGAAGAUUAAUUUUUCGCAAGCUUUUGUUGAGCAGGAUGUGUCUGCAUUUCUGAUGCCUCAAGGAGGUACGAUAAACAAGAAUAGUAAUAGAAGCAGCACUAUAAGUGGAUCUAAAGGGGCUCCUAUUCUUGUACAUGAGAAUUCUCCGAAAGAUAUUUUGAAAUCUUCAAAAGUUUCUAAUGGAUCAAAUGAUUUCCGCGCGAGACAAGUUCAGCUUGCUAGUGAAAGUGAUGAGUUGUAUAACAAGUUCAUAAAGAAAGAUGAUCGAGCAGCCUAUAAUUAA